UGGAGGGACGUCGGGCGCACUCCUGUUGCGUCACUAGAGUGCGACCCCAGAUACAGACCAGGUGUGGGCUCCAAAAGUAUGGCAGCUACCGAGGCGGCGGUGGUACCGUCGUCAUCUUUGGAAACAGACACAGCCCUGGUCCCUGAAACUGCAGGAACACCCGCCGCAACGGCCGCCACCUCCCCAGCGACGGCUGCAGCCGCGGCCGUGACGGCCGCUGCCAGGACCGGACCCGACGCCAGGGUCUCCAAGGCCGCUCUGGCUACUAAGCUGCUGUCCCUGAGCGGCGUGUUCGCCGUGCACAAGCCCAAAGGGCCCACUUCAGCCGAGCUGCUGAAUCGGCUGAAGGAGAAGCUGCUGGCAGAAGCUGGAAUGCCUUCUCCAGAAUGGACCAAAAGGAAAAAACAGACUUUGAAAAUUGGACAUGGAGGGACACUAGACAGUGCAGCCCGAGGAGUUCUGGUGGUUGGAAUUGGAAGGGGAACAAAAAUGUUGACCGGUAUGUUGUCAGGGUCCAAGAGGUAUAUUGCCAUUGGAGAACUGGGGAAAGCUACUGACACACUAGACUCUACUGGGAAAGUAACAGAAGAAAAACCUUACGAUAAAAUAACACAAGAAGAUAUUGAAGGCAUUCUACAGAAAUUUACUGGGAAUAUAAUGCAGGUACCUCCCCUCUAUUCUGCAUUAAAGAAAGAUGGACAGAGACUUUCAACCUUGAUGAAGAGAGGCGAAGUAGUAGAAGCAAAACCUGCCAGGCCUGUUACCGUAUACAGUCUCUCCCUUCAAAAAUUCCAGCCACCAUUUUUCACAUUAGAUGUUGAAUGUGGAGGAGGUUUUUAUAUCAGAAGCUUGGUCAGUGACAUUGGUAAAGAACUCUCUUCCUGUGCCAAUGUCCUAGAGCUGACCCGAACCAAACAGGGACCAUUUACACUAGAAGAGCACGCUCUGCCUGAAGACAAAUGGACGAUUGAUGACAUUGCACAGUCUCUGGAACAUUGCUCAUCUCUUCUCCCAGCAGAAUUGGCACUUAAAAAAUCAAAACCUGAGGAAUCUAAUGAACAAGUUUUGAGCUGUGAAUAUAUAACGCUCAGUGAGACAAAGGGAGAAGAUGAUGUCAUUAAGACAUAUUAAGAUUGGUUUGGGAUUGUCAUCAUUUCUUGGUUGACAUUUGAAUCCUGUGUACAGAAUGACAAGCUACGUGCAAAAGACAACCACUAUUUUUUUUUCCGCAUGAUUGUGUGUGUGUGUGUGUGUGUGUGUGUGUGUGUGUGAAGAAAAACGUUCAUCAUUUACAGUUUUUAUGGUGUACAAUUUAUCUGCUCUACAUUAUAAAUAGCCUUGCAGUUAGUUGUUCAGUUGUUUGCCUUACUAUGGAAUGUUCUUUUAGGAUGUUAUUAUGUUGUUAGAUUGGAUUCAGGAAAACCAGACCUUCUGAUUUUGAUCUUUCUUCAAAGUCUUUUCCUGGAAAAAGUUGAACACAUUUUCUAAUCAGAGAAAAAAGAAACACAAGUUACAUGUUUCUUUGGUGUCACGAGAGUGAGUGUAAAUUAGUGUUAUAUUGACUUAACUUUGGCUUCCUCGUGGCUCUUGUAUUGAAGUUCGUUAUGUUUGGAAAGGCCAUUAUUUAACUCAUGUUCUGAAGUUUACAAUUAUUAAGAACAUUUAUUUGAUAAGGCUGUACUACCCUGGUAAUAGCUAUGUUUGUUUAGAUCUUAGAAACCAAUAAACUUUUGUAAUAAAUAUUUGUAAAUAAAUUAUUGCUGCUACCACUACCAGAAUGUAAAUAGAAGACUAAAUAUUUAAUUAAAUUGACCUCUACCAUGAGUGCAAAGGACAGCCUGUGGCUUAUAUUUUGGCAGCUCUGUGAUCUUUUCCUAAUGAUUUCCUCAACACAGUCAACCGCCCUGCACCAAGUUAUUAAAUAGCAUAAUUUUUAAAAAUUAAGCUAAAGAAUGUAUCUUUAAUUUAGAAUUUCUUUUCCCUAUUUCUUAGUAUUUGUAUCUCUACAGGGCAUUAAUCCCUAUGACACUGCUGGGGUUUUUUUGGUUUUUGUUUUUAGUUUGCUGUUUCAAAUUAUAUUUAUAGAUAUUGAAAUAGCUACCCUGUAUUUUCCAGUUAAUCACUUAUGCUCUAAAUAUUUUAAAACCGUUAUUCUCAAAUGUUUUUAUUCAAAUAGCCUACUGAAAGUUCCAGGUCCCUUUUUAACAUAAUUCUGAAAAUGUAGUCACAUUACAAAAUGACAAAUUUCACAUAUAAGGAGUGCUUCAUAUUUUUGUUACGGGAAAGCAAUAUAUUAUGUGGCCAGUCUUCAGAAAUGUCUGAAUCCUGCUUCAUUUAUUCAAAUAAGUAUACUUUCUAAAAGAAGAAUAGUUUAAAAUUUCAUAAUUUAGGAGUUUCUAGGUUUUUAUGGAUUGCAUUUCUUGUAAAAGUAGUUGUUUGUUUGCAACCUCUAACUCAAAAAUUGAAAUAUGUAAACUAGUGUGAUUUUAUUUGUAGUUAAUCUAAUAUAAAUUAAGUAUAAAAAGUUACAUGGUUUAGUAGAUCAUUUUCAUCAUAUUGGCUAUUUAUUUAUUUAUUUAUAUUUUUUAUUUUUAAAGUAGGCUCCAUGCCCUGCAUGGAGCUUGACAUGGGGCUUGAACUCACAACCUGAGACCAAGACCUGAGCUGAAGUCGAGAGUCAGAUACUUUGACUAAACCACUCAGGUGCGCCUUGACGAUAUAAUUUAAAUGAGAAUAUUAAAACUAAUUCUAAUUAUGACACACAAAACUAUAAGGGAAAGACUUUGAUCUCUUGAUGCUGUAAUAUAAAAUACCAAACACACAGUUACAAGUUGAGAGUUUACAAUUUUACUUAAUCACAUAUCAUGCCCUGCAGUUUGUAUCAACCAGAGUGGCAGUGGCUGCCCCUGCCUGCUGGAGCAGCACAGCUUCUCAUUUGUUACGUCUGUAUGCAUUGCCAAUUAAGGUCCAAAUAGAGGAACAUUCAAGUUUUAGAGAACAACUGGGGCAUCUGUGCCCUAUUUCUCCACUUAAAAAUUGACAUAUAUAAUUUGCCAACGGAAAAUAAUAGAGAUUUUAUCUUUUUUUAUAUUUACAACACUGAAGGAAAUUUUGCCAAGUGGAAAAAUUACCCAUAAUCCUUACCUUCCUGAUGCAGUGACUUCAGAGCUUUAAUAUAGUAUUCCUGUCUUCCCAUUUUUUUGUUUACCUAGUUACAGUCUUAAGGCAUUUAUAUUUUCUAAUUGUGUUUUCAUUUCAUAUUAUCAGACUAUAUUUCUGUUUAGUUUUGGUAAUUAUUUUAAUCAUAUCACUUCAUGUUCAGUUUAUUUGAGCCAUUUCCCUAUUGCUGAGCACUUACGUUAUUUUCAGUUUUCUUAGAUCAAUUCCUGGGAAUGGGAUUAUUAAGGGGAAUAACAAGAACAGCUUUAUGGCUCUUCAUAUGUUUGCCUUAUUGUUUUCCCAGAGUUAUAACAUUUUACAGUGGCACCCUUUCAGUAUAUCAGCUCAUUAAAAGUUUACAGCUUUGGGUGGGGGUUUUAUAUGUUGUUGCUAAUUUAGUAAGAAUAACGGUUCAAGACUGCUCUUGCUUUUGUGUGACUUUUUCAUAUACUUUGUUCAUUUAUAGAAAUAAAUGGUCUUAAUGGUUUCUUUAUA
Molecule: messenger RNA, 3654 nt
Organism: Canis lupus familiaris (dog)
Lineage: Eukaryota; Metazoa; Chordata; Mammalia; Carnivora; Canidae
Gene: TRUB1
Product: TruB pseudouridine synthase family member 1
Exons: 8
Coding region: 79-1131 (350 amino acids)
Biological process (GO): mRNA pseudouridine synthesis; tRNA modification
Cellular component (GO): mitochondrion
Molecular function (GO): RNA binding; pseudouridine synthase activity
Source: RefSeq, a predicted model, not a curated record